AUGGACACGGCGUCGCUGGGAGGUCUCUGCUAUCUGGCGGGCCAGGUGGUGAGCGAGUGCGAUGUGGGGCACGGCUCGCCACGGGGCAGCAAGCGGCCGUUGGAGGAAGCGCUGACGGCUCUGCGCAAGGGCGCCCUGCUGCUCAAGCAUGGGCGGCACGGCAAGCCCAAGGUGCACUUCUUCCGGGUGUGUGGUGCCGACACGCAGCUCAAGUGGCGCUCCGCCUCUGGCUCGGUCAAGCAGGUGAAGCUGCGCAAUGUGAGCGAGGUGGUGGCGGGGCAGGCGACGGAGGUGUUCCGGCGGUACCCCCUGCGGGAAGGCGCCGGCUCCUUCUCUCUGCGGUACCGUGCCGAAGACGGCACCAGCCGCACCCUGGACCUCACCGCCACCGACGAGCAGCAGUUUGAGCUGUGGUUCACGGGCCUGAGGGUGGUGGCCGCCCGGCUGCAAGCGCUGGGCACGCCCGUGGCGGCGCUGCCGCCCAGCGGCCCCGGCGGCCUGUCGCCUGCCGAGCUGGCGCGCUGCGUGGGCAUCCGCAUGCAGGAGGCCUCCGGCCCCGUGUGCGUGCCUGUGCCGGAACGAACGCCGUGCGACCUGCUGGCCUGGGGCUCCGCUCAGCGAGCGCCCCCCGUCUCCAUGAGCCUUCGCUCUGUGAUGGGCGUGGUGGAGGACUGCUGGCAGCACCGCAGCCUGCCGGGGCUGGCCCCGGGCGGCGGCCACCUGGACGUGUACCGCGCCGCUGUCGGGCGCAAGCACGCCGCGCUGGUCACCGCCACGGGCGCCGUGUACUGCUGGGGCGAGGGGCGCGGCGGCAAGCUGGGGCUGGGCCACGACCAAGACCAGGCGCAGCCGCUGCGCAUCCGCCACGGCCUGCAGGGGCAGUGCGCGGUGGCGGUGGCCUGCGGCGACGACUGCACCGCCGCGCUGACAGACGGCGGCGAGCUGUUCAUGUGGGGCCGCCUGCACGUGGACAGCCGCCCGCAGCUGGUGCCGCUGCAAGUGCGGGGCGACCUGCGCGGCCGCAAGGUGGUGCAGGUCUCCUGCGGCCCCUUCCACUGCGCCGCCGUCUCCUCCGACGGCCAGCUGUUCACGUGGGGGGAGGGCUUUGGGGGCAAGCUGGGGCACGGCGACCAGGCCAACCGCGCGCACCCCUCGCUAGUGCAUGCGCUGGCGGGGAGGCAGGUGCUGGAGGUGGCGUGCGGCGUGUGGCACAGCGCGGCCAUCGUGUCGGAGCCAGAGGGCAGCCCCUAUGCGCCCCUGGCCCUGGCCGCCGCCGCGCACCACAGCCCGCUCAAGGCGGAGAGCAGCGCGGAGGGUGCGUCCGCGGGCGGCGGCGGGGAGGGGGCGGGCGCGCCGCCCGCCAGCCCCGCGCACCUGCCCGCGGCGGCGCACCACCACCGCAACAACAGCACAAGCUCCGCCUUCUCAGAGGCGUCUGUGUUCCACGACGGCGUCAGCGGCGCGCUCUACACGUGGGGGGCGGUCAGCGAGAGCGUGGCGUUCGGCGCCAGCGAGAAGCGGGACAGCAACAAGGGCUGCCUGGGGCACGGCGACGGCGACCUGUACCGUGGCCAGCUGCUGCCCACGCGCGUGGGCGGGGCGCUGGAGGCGCGCCAAGUGCGUCACGUGGCGGCGGGCUCCCACCUGACGGUGGCUGUCACCACCGGCGGCCGCGUGUUCCAGAUGGGAGCCACCGGCGCCUCGGGUCCCGCCCGGCACUGCCCCUGGGAGGGCGCCACGCUGCCGGAGCUCGUGCGCGGCGCGCUGCAGGGCUACUUUGUGGAUGAGCUGUGCUGCGGCAUGCACCACGCGGCGGCCACCGGCCGCCCUCUGGACCGCAAGCUGGGGCGCCCCGCCGACCACGCGCCGCGCGCCGCCUUUGCCUGGGGCCGCGGCUCCGAGGGGCAGCUGGGCGUCAAGGGCUUUGACGACUCUACUGCCCCGGUGCUGGUUGAGGGGCUCAAGGGGCGCCAUGUGCUGCAGGUCGCCUGCGGCGGCAGCAACUCGCUGGCGGUGUGCGAGCACGAUGUGCGGCGGUGGGAGCCGGACAGCAAGGAGGAGGCGGAGGCGGCCAGCCGGGCGCUGUACGCUCUGGCUUCCGAGCCCAGGCAGGCGCGCGGGCAGGGGCAGGGGCAGGGCGAGGGCGAGGCGGCGGCGGCGGGUGGGCCCGCGGGCCGCUCAGACAGCCGGCGCGCCAGCGAGCGCGCCAGCAUGGGCAUCGUGCGGCGCAGCUUCAGCAUGAUCGGCACCCGCUCUCAGAGCAUCAGCGGCGGCUCCGGCGGCGGCGGCGGCGGCGGCGGCGCCAUCGGCGGCCCGCCCGACCUGGCCCGGCUGAGCAGCGGCAGCGGGCGCAGCGUGCACAGCCUGGGCGGCGCCAGCGCGGCCGGCAGCGCGCGCGGCGGCGGCGUCGCAGCCGCCCACCACCCCUCCUUCACCCAGACCUACUCCUUCAUGGCCGCCCACGGCCCCCGCUCCAGCCUGCAGCACCAGCAGGCGCACGCGGCGGCGCUGCCGCAGCCGCCCAAGCUGCAGCGCAUGCGCUCCGACCGCACCACCGGCAGCGCGGUAUCCGCCGGUACCGCCGGUACCGCCAUGCAGCGCAUCGUGUCCAUCGGCUCGCCCGUCAAGUCUGCGGCGCACAGCCACAGCGGCGGCAGCCACGCCGCACGGCGCAGCACCUACGCCGGCGGCUUUGGCGGGCCGGGCGGCGGCGCGGGCAUGGUAUCCGCCCGCAGCUUCACCGCCGGCAUGGGCGGCUACGGCGGCUAUGCAGGCGGCGGCGCGCCAUCCGACAUGAGCAGCCUCUCCUCCUGGCAGCACCGCCCGUUGUCGGAAGACGGCGUCGGCGGCGUGGAGAACGAAGCCGACAGCGGCGGCGGCGGCGCGCUGGCCGGCGGCAACCGCCGCGUGUCCAGCGCUGACCUGGCGGCCGCGCUGGAUGACAUGCGCUCGGGCAGCAGCUCGCUGGCGCUGCAGGAGGAGCUCGCGGAGAAGAACCGCAUCAUCGACAGGCUGCAGCGCACCCUGGACAAAAUGCAGCGCCAGCAGCAGCAGCAGGCGGCGCAGCAGGCGCAGCAGGCGCAGCAGGGCGGCGGGCCGUCGACGGCGCCGCGCGCCGCCUCUGCCGCGGCAGACGCCGAGAAGCAGCUGAGGGAGGCGGUGCGGGCGUCGGCCGGCGCCUUUCGGGAGGCGCAGCUGGGCGGCGGCUCGCCCCCGCAGCAGCAGCGCUCCGAGGGCAGCAGCGGCGGGCGGCCGCGGGUGGCGUCAGCCCAGUGCGCGUCCCCCGCGGCCAGCGCCGGCGCCGGCGCCGCAGAGGAGCAGCAUGCUGAGCUGGCGGCCAUGGAGGCGCUGUUGGCGAAGAAAGAAGCGCACCUGGAGGGGCAGCAGGCGCAGCUGGCGGCCUGGGCCGCUGAGCUGCAGCGGCGGGAGGUCGCGCUGGCGUGGCAGCAGGCCGCGCUGGUGGGCGCAGGCGGCCGGCCGGUGGGCGUCACCUGGGCGCCGGCGCCAGGGGGCAGCCCCACCAGCGCCGGCGCCGUCCCGGAGCCCAUCCCAUCAGAGUCCCCCACCCUCUCUGGCCGGGCGCUGGCCCCAGCUCCAGCCGCGGCGGCGCUGCCUAGGGCCGCCCCUCCCGCUGCUGCACCCGCGGCGCCACCGCGGGCGCUUGCGGCCGCAGCGGCGGCGCCGGCAUCGCUGGCGGCCCACCCCGUGGCUGCCAGCAGCACGGGCAGCGCCAGCGGCACGCAGCCGGGCUCGCCGGCGGCGGCCGACGAGUGGACGGAGGAGUUUGAAGAGGGCGUCUUCCUGACCUUCACCUCAGAGGCAGGUGCCAAGAAGCUGCGCCGCAUCCGCUUCAACCGCUCCCUCUUCUCCGCCACCAGCGCCAAGCAGUGGUAUGAGGUCAACAAGCACCGGCUGGCGCAGCCCACAGGCACCCCCCGCGUGGCAGGCGGCGCCCCCACUCCGCCUGCACCCGCCGCCGCCGCCGCCGCCGCCGAUGGCACCGGCACCGCUGGCGGCUCGCGGCCCGGCACGCCCUUGGCGCUGCCUGCCGGCCCGCCGCCGCCGGUGCAGGGCCCUGAGGAGGGGCGGGGGCAGAAGGGCCAGGCCGCCAAUGGCGCCGCGCAUCUGGCGGCGUCGGAGGCAGAGGCGCAGGCGGUGGCGGGGCUGCUUCACUACCGCCAGACCAGCCGCAACCUCAGCUUCGACGCCCGAGAGCUCGCCGCGUUCAAUGAGCGGCUGCAGCAGGCGCUCGCGCCGCCCUCGCAGCAGCAGCAUGCGGGGCAGGGCGGCGGCGGCGGCGGCGCGGCCGCGGGCCUGCCGCUGCCGCACCGGCCGGCCAGCCGGCUCAGCAAGCCGCCGCUGGCAGGCUUGGCGGCCGGCAGCGAGGCCGCGGGCAGCGGGCAGGCGUCGCCCUUUGCCGCCGCCGCCACGCCUCGCAGGCAGGAGCCGGGGGAGGCUGCGGGCGGCGCGGCGGCGGCCUCGCCCUUGCUGUCGCCAUCCCCGGGUCUGGGCGGGGAGGCCAGCCGGGAGUGGAAGUCUGCCCACAGCAGCCCCUUCACUGCAGACUCCUCCCACGCCGCCAGCCGCGAGGCGUCUGUCACGCCAGGCGAGCAGGGCGGCAUCCGGCGCGGCAGCUACUCUGCCAGCGGCGGCAGCAGCCCCAUCCGCGCGGGCAGCCGCUCGGGCAGCCCACUGAGCAAGCACCACAGCGUGGCCAGCAGCUCGCUGGCCAAGCAGCUGAGCAGCUCGGUAUCGGAGCUGGCCAAGUAUACGCCUCGGGCGGUGGCCGCCGGGGAUCCGCAGCCGCAGCAGGCGACGGGCGCCGGCGUCAGCGAGCGCAGCGCCAGCGGCGGCAGCCAGGCCACCGCCUCCCCAGACGCGGCCAGCGACGGCAAGCGCUCCCCCUCUGGCUUCUCGGCGAAGAUGAGCCGCAUCCGGCGGUCGCUGACGGGCGGCGGCGGCGGCUCGGGAAAGAAGGCGUGA
Molecule: messenger RNA, 4983 nt
Organism: Chlorella variabilis
Lineage: Eukaryota; Viridiplantae; Chlorophyta; Trebouxiophyceae; Chlorellales; Chlorellaceae
Exons: 15
Coding region: 1-4983 (1660 amino acids)
Source: RefSeq, a predicted model, not a curated record